UGAAAAUAUCUUCUCUUUUCAGGUUUAAGUUUCCAAGUUAAUGAAUUGGUGUAAUAGUAGUGUAAUCUCUAUAGGUGUAGGAGACUGCAGUGAAAUAUGCUACAGAGAUCCUGUGGUAAAAGACCGACCAUGGACUGCAGUUAUGGAUUGUUCUCCUGGAGAUGCCAAAUACUCUGAGGAAUGCUUUCACGCAUGUGUUGCAGGCUGUGGUUACAAGUUUGAUGUUGAAGCUGAGAUAGUCAAUAAGGUGAAACCAAAGAGACCUCCACCACCACCGCCAAAGCCACAACCACCACCAAGGUCUCAAAAACCAAUGCAGCCUUCUACUGAGGAUGUUCCUGCAACUUCAGCUUGACAUAUCACAU
Molecule: messenger RNA, 365 nt
Organism: Camelina sativa (false flax)
Lineage: Eukaryota; Viridiplantae; Streptophyta; Magnoliopsida; Brassicales; Brassicaceae
Source: RefSeq, a predicted model, not a curated record